Messenger RNA from Condylostylus longicornis, 1163 nucleotides. RefSeq names its product eukaryotic translation initiation factor 3 subunit J (gene eIF3j). Gene Ontology annotation, molecular function: translation initiation factor activity. Bases 165 to 878 code for a protein of 237 amino acids. Gene Ontology annotation, cellular component: eukaryotic translation initiation factor 3 complex; cytoplasm. The transcript has 6 exons. The record is from RefSeq and is a predicted model, not a curated record. NCBI's taxonomy places the organism in Eukaryota, Metazoa, Arthropoda, Insecta, Diptera, Dolichopodidae.
AGACAAAUGACGAAUUGUCAAAAUAGUAAAUUGCAAUGUGGUCAGGAAAAUUUUCAUCAAGAAAUAAUUUAAAAAAUUUAUUAAAAGUUCUUUGAAAUUAGUAGUUUUACAUAUUAUAAAUAAUUUAGAGUUUUAUUGGGAAAUUUAAAUAAAUUGUUUUCAAAAUGGACGAUGACUGGGAGUCUUUAGCUGAGAAAGACAAUAUUGUUAUAGCACCACCCAAAAUUUCAUCAAAUAUAAAUAAAUGGGAAGGUGAAGACGAGGAUGAAGAUGUCAAGGAUAGCUGGGAAGACGAAGAAGAAAAAAAAGAUGAAGAAAAGCAAGAAGCUCAACCUACGCCAUCAAAAACUAAACCGAAGAAAGCACUCCAACAAAAAUUGAAUGAAAAAGAUCGAAAACAAAUUGAAGAAGAAGAACGAUAUGAAAAAAUGACACCUGAAGAAAAAUUAGCUGAAAAAUUACGCUUACAACAAAUUGAAAAAGAAUCAGAUUUUAAAAAUGCUCUUGAUACAUUCGGUGUUCACGAAUCAUUUUCUGGAUUGGAUGCAAUGAAUCCAACAAAUAAAGCUGAAUUUAAUGAAUUUGCUGAAGCGCUUAGCACUAAAAUAUCAAAUUACAAAAGUGAUGAAGAAUAUCCGGCUUUUAUUGAAGUAUUAGUUCGUAGCAUUUGUGCUCAUUUAAGUGCUGCCGAUUUAAAAAAAAUUAAAAUUACUAUUGACAGUUUACAUUUAGAAAAACAAAAAAUGGAAAAAGAAAAGGCGAAAAAACCUUCCACUAAAGGCAAAACUAAGAUUAAACUACGUGUCGAAACUGAUAUUAAGUCUAAUAAUGCCAAUGAUUAUGAUGGUGGAUACGAUGAUUAUGAUGAUUUUAUGUGAAAAACAUUUUUAUUUAUAAUGUAAAAAAUUUUUUUUUUUGUAAAAAUAAAAAGCAAAUUAUUUUUGAAAGAAAAGAACAUUCUUGUUAUCUAUUAUAAAAAAAGAGAUUUAAACAAUAAUAAAAAUCAAAUAAUAAUGUUGAAAGUUUCAUAAAAAAGAAAAAAUUUAUUUUUUUCCAUUUUUUGUUAUUGCAAAUUUAGUUUCGCACACAAGUCAUUUUUUGUUUUAAUAAAAUAAAAAGAAAUAAAGUCAUAGAAUAUUGUAAUCAUUACCGAUUUGAAAUUA